AUGGGUAUCAAAGGGAUAUACAAAGAAAUUGGCCCCGGAAAGCGCAUAUCGCUCACCAAACUAGCUGUUGACCAGCUCGAGCAGACGGGCAGGCCACUGCGCCUCGCAAUCGAUAUCUCUAUCUGGCAAUUCCAGGUGCAAGCAGCGAGAGGUGGCUCAAACCCGGCUAUCCGCACGUUGUUCUACCGCUUGCUUCGCUUGCUCAGCCUCUCCAUCCAGCCCAUCUUUGUUUUUGAUGGACCGAACAAGCCUGUAUUCAAGCGAAACAAGCGCUCGGGCCGCGGAGAUGGUGUCGCUACUUCCAUGGCCAAACGGUUGAUCCGCCUCUUUGGUUUUCAGGUCCAUGACGCCCCCGGCGAGGCCGAAGCCGAGUGUGCAUUGUUGCAAUUAAAUGGCAUCGUGGAUGCCGUGCUCAGCGAGGAUGUCGACACCAUCAUGUUUGGCUGCACCCGGACUCUGAGGAAUUGGUCAGCCGAGGGCAAGGGCAAGACACCGACGCAUAUGUCACUUUUCGACACUAAGGACCUGCGUCAGAGCGAGUCAGGACUUGACCGUGAGGGGAUGGUGCUGGUUGCUCUUAUGAGUGGCGGCGACUACCUACCCGAAGGGAUUCCAGGGGCUGGUGUCAAGCUGGCCUGCGAGGCGGCCAGAGCAGGCUUUGGCAAGACCCUUUGCCGUUUCAAAAGCUCGGACGCCUCUGGUCUCAACGAUUGGAGAGAUAACCUCAUGCACGAGCUGCGGACGAACGAGAGUCGGUUUUUCCGGACUAAACAUAAGGCUCUCGUGGUUCCGGAGGACUUUCCCAGUCUAGAGGUGCUGAGGUAUUACACUCAUCCAGUAGUUUCGCCCCCCUCGGUGCUGGAGAGAUUGCGAAACCAGCCUUGGGAUAAGCCAAUCGACAUUCUGGGAUUACGAGAAUUCGUCCGCGAGACGUUUGACUGGAACUACAGGGGUGGCGCGAUCAAGUUCAUUCGGGUCCUGGCACCAUGUCUGCUUGUCAAGAGGAUCAUGCAACUAAGUGCUGCGGGUACCGACCACGCUCGCAGUCUCGAGCAAAUACAAGAAGAGGAGCAAAGUCUUGUGAACUCUAUCAAAAGCCGACGUGAACACUUCAGCACAGACGCCACACCCGAACUCCGAAUAUGCUUCACACCCACAGAAAUCGUUGGUUACAAUUUUGAGGAAGAGCCGGAAGAAGAGAUCGAAUAUGGCCGAGAUGGACUUGCGUUGAAUAGCGAUGAUGAGUUUGAGGCCCUGGCCGACGAAGAUGGAACGGGAGCCGUCGCUAAACUUGGACCCAAGAAGCCAUUCAGUCCCAAUGAGCCGGACUUAUUCUGGAUGCCGGAGACAAUCGCCAAGCUUGGAAUACCUCUGAUGGUCGAAGACUGGGAAGAAACGCAGCGUGCUAAAGCGUCCAAGAAGAGGACGACAAAGGCACCGAAACAGACUGCAAGACUCGGGGGUAUGGCCAUAGGAGCUCUUGACAGGUUUGUCAAGGUCUCCAAGAACCUCCCACCAAGCAGCACAGUCACGAAUACGCCGCUCAUUGCCAAGCCCACGGCGUCUUCACGGAGCGAUAACCCACUGGAGGUGCUGCCUCCUUCGUCGCAGAAUCGGUCUGCACUUCCAGCAACUGCGUUUCAACUGCCGAAAACCUCCAGGCCUAUGAGAUCCAGUAAGCAAUCAACGAAGCCCAAUCUCAAGAAGGCCCCUGGAACGUCUCGGGACCCCAAAGCGGACUCUAGCGUAAACCCGUGGACGAUCGCUGGCUCACGGUGUAGUCCCAGGGCCAGCAAGACCGUAUCGACCGCUCCCAAGUCUUCGGAAGCCAUUUUUAUAUCAUCUAGCCCCCCUUCGUCGCCUACCAAGUCUUCUCGCUCGCGUGUGAGGCAGACAUCAAGUCCUCCUCCCGCCGAAAGUGGGCUUGACAGUUUUAUAACGAGCCCUCAAAAGCGGCGAUCCAGGACGCCUUUAGAGACAACUCCAGAUCAAAGCUUAAAACUGCAGGCCACCUCGAGAGCUUCCAGUCCCUCGCCACAACAGGAUGGGAGAACACGUCGGAAACUAGCCAGGACAGAGUCGAUGCCAGCGAAUUCCCCCAGAGGAGAGAAGAGCCAAGACAUGUUCAGUACUCAACGCAGUGCCCUGACGAGAGCCCGCACGAUCGCUGUAGAAACCUCUGCGGCCGGUGCCGAGUAUGAUGGCGUUGACAGCGAUGAUGAUCUGGAUCUCCCACCGCUUAGCACGUUCGCGGGCAAGAUCCCAAGUCGUGUUUCACCAAUUCCGCCCUCACUCACCCCUCCCGACACAAUCCUGCAUCCCGUGAUAGACAUAGAUAGUUCACCAUUGUCCAAACCUGCACCACCUCGCUCUAUACCAGCAGUGUGUUGUCCUCCUACAACUACGGCGGCAGCCUCGCCUGUAACAGCCAAGACGGGGAACCGCAGGCAGAGCAAACUGAACGAUGCCUUCGGCAUGCGCACCACCAAGAUCUACGCACCGCGCAAGAGCGAGCCGGGCUUCUUCAAGGAGAUCGAGGUCACGGUGGCCGAGGCGGACCGGAUUGGGAGAGAGGGCGGGCGGAAAUGGAGGAUGAGCGAUGUCAGUAUCAUUGAUCUGACUGGUCAGUGA
This is a messenger RNA of Neoarthrinium moseri, 2631 nucleotides long. RefSeq lists its product as uncharacterized. NCBI's taxonomy places the organism in Eukaryota, Fungi, Ascomycota, Sordariomycetes, Amphisphaeriales, Apiosporaceae. Gene Ontology annotation, molecular function: 5'-flap endonuclease activity; crossover junction DNA endonuclease activity. The record is from RefSeq and is a predicted model, not a curated record. Bases 1 to 2631 code for a protein of 876 amino acids. The transcript has 2 exons.